This is a messenger RNA of Miscanthus lutarioriparius, 1458 nucleotides long. The record is from the annotation of a GenBank genome assembly. NCBI's taxonomy places the organism in Eukaryota, Viridiplantae, Streptophyta, Magnoliopsida, Poales, Poaceae.
AUGGGCGACAACGGGGCGUCGGGAAGUGGCAACCAUGGCGUGCGUGAGAGCUCGCUGGUCUGGCCGAUGCUGGACCAGGCGAACUAUGCGGAGUGGGCGAUGCUCGUCCAGUGCAAUCUGGAGGCGUUGGAGAUCUGGCAUGUGAUUGAUCCGGGCACCAAUGUCAAGAGGUCGCAAGAUCGCCAAGCCAUGAGCGCGCUCCUGCGCUCGGUGCCGAAGGAGAUGUGGCAGAUGCUCGGCAACCACAAGACGGUGAAGGAGGCAUGGGAGGCGGUGCAAACCAUGCACCUUGGCGCAGAUCGGGUGAAGGAGGUGAACGCCCAAAAGCUGCUCCAGGAGUUCGAGAACAUCGCCUUCAGAGAUGGCGAGACCAUUGAUCAAUUCGGCAUGCGCAUCACCAAUCUUGUUGCCAACCUCCGCACGCUGGGUGAAACGGUGGAGGACGCCUGCGUCGUCAAGAAGUUCUUGCGCGUGGUGCCUUCACGUUUCACGCCGGUGGUCGUGUCGAUCGAGAUGUUCUGCGACAUUAAAACCAUGAAGGUGGAGGAGCUCGUGGGGCGCCUGCGUGCGGCGGAGGACCGGCUCGACGUCAAGGUCGAGCACAUCAUCGACAAGACGGGACGACUCCUGAUGGCCGAGGAGGAGUGGAUGGAGAAGCACAAACAUCGGUUCCAUUCGGGGCCGAAAGAUGGCGGCGGCGGCGGGUCUAGUGGCGGCCAGUCAAAGGGCAAGGCGGUGGCGCGCUCAGAUGGCCGUGCCUCGGCUCUGGUCAAAUUGACAUCCGAGGGCACGCCCAGACGGAAGGGGCGCUGCCGUAACUGCGGGAUAUAUGGUCAUUGGGCACAAGACUGCAAGCGCCCGAAGAAGGAGAAGAAAGAGCCGAAGAACGCGGAGGCGAACGUCGCCGUGGACGGCGGUGAUCCGGCUCUCAUGUUGGCGACGUGCGACGUCGCGGUGGCGGGCAGAACGACGCAGAUCAUGCACCUGGCGGAGAACGUGGUGCCGGCGGACGUUCCGGACGGCUUGUGGAACAAGCUCUCUGAUAGAUCAAGCAAAAUGAUCUUUAUUGGGUAUGAAACAGGAACAAAAGGCUACAGAUUCUUUAACCCUGCUACUAGCAAAUUGGUUGUGAGCAGGGAUGUCAUUUUUGAAGAAAACAAGCCUUGGGAUUGGACCAAUGCACAGAGCAGUACAGUUCAACAGCCUUCAGAAACUUUCGUUGUGCAUUAUAAGGAAACUGACACAAAUCCGACAAUGGGAAAUGACACUGAAAAUGCAGUGCUUCCUGAACCAGAUGCAGUUGGGCAUGGACCAGCUGAUCAAGGGGGUGUUGUGGGUCCAGAAGAAGCAGCACCGAAUUCUCCAAUCACUCCAAACUCCAGUGCAGCACCAAACUUUGGGUGGGCAACACCACAGAUUCACUUGACAAAGUCAAGGUUCGGACCACCAGAUUCGUAA